Messenger RNA from Bacidia gigantensis, 225 nucleotides. RefSeq lists its product as uncharacterized. The transcript is spliced from 3 exons. The coding region runs from base 1 to 225 and encodes 74 amino acids. NCBI's taxonomy places the organism in Eukaryota, Fungi, Ascomycota, Lecanoromycetes, Lecanorales, Ramalinaceae. The record is from RefSeq and is a predicted model, not a curated record.
AUGUUCCGACACACCGACCCUCGGACGAGGCAUAUUGAAGAUAAAGAUCUCGAUCUGCGGCUAGCAGCCUGCAUGGGGAGGAAGAAAUCGCUAGAUCCUAUGCUUGUGCACACAUUGCUUGCGAAAGAGGGGCAGAUUAAAGCAGCGCCUCUCACUUCCAAGAAUCUCAACAAACCCGCCAUGCCGUCCGAAGACCUAUCAGAAACUCCAUGCCCAUUUGAAUAG